AUGGCCGAAGUCACCAAACCCAAACACUACCCCCUACGAAUCCUCAGCGAGACCGCCGCCCACUACCUCGUCGAGCGCGCGGGCAUCGCCAUGCCCACCCUGGUCCCGAAAGCCUCCUGUCCCCAAAAGCUCAUCGACGCCUGGACCCAAGCGCAAGCCGACAACCUCGACGAGCGGGAAUCCACCAAAGCGCUGCUGAACGAGCUCGAGAUCGCCUACGACUACGACGGGCCUGUCCCCAGAGCACCCAAACACGGCUUCCCAACCGACUUCCCCGAGUUCUUCGGCUACCCGCGCCCUGUCGCGCCGGUCGCGCCGCGGACUCGCAAUCCUCAGCGCCAGGAGAAGGAGAAGGAGAAGGACGCCGCGGUCCCGCCACCCGCACCAGCACCCGCACAUGCUCCCGCCGCCCCGCCUGAGCCUGGACCGCACUUCCCCUGGGACCCGGCCUAUCCCCGCGUACGCACGUCAGCUUCUCAAUGGGCCCCCCAGCGACCCGCGCCGUUCGAUCCGCAGCGCGCGCGGGUCUGGGGCCCGGAGCGGCAGGAGGUUGUGGGGUGCGAGCCGGGACAUUUGGGGUUGUUCGAGACGCUGGGGAUGGGGUGGAGUAGAGAGGAGAUGGACGAGUUUGUGCGGCCGGUGAGAGAGGCGAAGGAGAGGGAGGAGAGGGAGGCGACAGAGCGGGAGGAGAGAGAGCGGGAGCGGGAGCUGGAGCGGGAGCAGAGGGCCGCGAAAAAGAGAGGGCAUGGUUGGCUGGGUGCGCGGGAGGGGUUUCGCGAGCCGGGGUGUGGUGUUGAGGGGUGGGUCGAGAGGUUUGGGAGGUUAGAGGGGGUUGAGAUCGAGGGAGUGGAAUUGGACGAGAUGGAGGACAGCGAGGAGGAGGAAGUAGAGAGGGCGGAUAAAAGAGUGGAUGAGGUUGUGGACGCCGAAACGGAAGGGGAGGACGGAUCGGUGGGGUUUGAGGUGGUGGAGUCAGAAGAGAGAACGGGGUAG
Messenger RNA from Mytilinidion resinicola, 993 nucleotides. RefSeq lists its product as uncharacterized. The transcript is spliced from 2 exons. The record is from RefSeq and is a predicted model, not a curated record. Lineage: Eukaryota; Fungi; Ascomycota; Dothideomycetes; Mytilinidiales; Mytilinidiaceae. The coding region runs from base 1 to 993 and encodes 330 amino acids.